AACUAACGCAUUAAAUCCUCCUCAAGAUUCUCCUCCUCCCCCUCUCUCUCUCGCUCUCCAAAAUCUCUCAAAAAUUUUCAAGAAACCCCCUCUCGGAAAAACGGAAAUAGGAGAAAGGACGGAGGCCGACGCGGCCAAAAUGGAAUCGAAUAGCGUACCCAAGCGGCUGUGGCACAUCCUACGGUUGGUUUACUACAUGCUCCGCAAGGGCAUCUCCAAGCGCAAGCUCAUGCUCGACCUCCACCUCCUCCUCCACCGCGGCAAGAUCGCCGGAAAAGCCCUCGGCAACCUCUUGAACUUCUACCACCACCACCACCACGGGGCCUCUCCUUCCUCCCCGGUGUUCUCUUGCCGUUCCAUGGAUCCCAACCUCUCCUUCUACCACCCCCGGGAGGUGGAGUUCAGCUGCAGCAACACCCCCGCCUACCCCACCAAGCUUUUCCGGAAGGACCGCCACCGCCACGACUACUCUAACUACGACGUGGCCGCCAUCGCCAAGGCCUUCGAGAUCCUCAACUCCGAGGUUUCGGAUAUCGAGUCGGUGGUGGCAUCGCCAUCACCUGCCCUCAUCUGGAGCAGCUUCGGGAAGAGCCCCGCACUGGUGCGGCAGCUGAGGAUAACCGACUCGCCCUUCCCCAUAAGGGACGACGACGGUGAUGCCGACGGCCACGUCGACCGGGCGGCCGACGAGUUCAUCAAAAGGUUUUACGAGCAGCUCCGCCUCCAGCAAAGUGUGGGGGCUACACCGGAGUAUACGUACCGCCGCGACCCACUGGUUGGCCGGGCUUGACAUGGCCCAUUGGUGGUUAGUUGAGCUUUUCUAGAUGUGUCAAUAAAUGUAUCAAGGGUGCGGUGUUAAAUCUACGUUAUUUACUCGGCUCCGCUUUCUAGCUGGUAGCUUGGGUCGUUGGUAGAGGGUGGGAGGUGGAGUUGGCGAUGAGUCUUGGAGUGUUGGGCCGGGGGGUAGAGCAUUUUAUAUCACUUGCGCUUUGUUUUCUUUAGAGACUUUAUAUCAUGAACCCCUAUUUAAAUGCUUAUUUUACGAGUUAUUUUGUGCU
This is a messenger RNA of Elaeis guineensis (African oil palm), 1058 nucleotides long. RefSeq lists its product as uncharacterized. The record is from RefSeq and is a predicted model, not a curated record. Lineage: Eukaryota; Viridiplantae; Streptophyta; Magnoliopsida; Arecales; Arecaceae.